GCCUGCAUACUGAAUUAUCGCGAUGAGAGACCAAAACAUGGCCGGAGUGGACAUCGCAAUUGCUCCCACCAUGGUGUGGGUAGGUCAGUCAGUGCUACUAAAGGAUUUCAAACACAGCUACACCACGCCAAACAUCGUGAAAGUGGUCCAAGGAGAGUAUAUGAACAUCGGUGCUAACAGAUCUGGCGGGGAGGAGAAAGAGAGUGAGGUUUUGCUGCACAGUAUUCAGAACACGUCGAAGAUUCUCGCUCUGAAUAUGCGACUGACAGACGCUCGCCGCGUGGAGCAGACAAGCCAGAAGCUGUCCAUUCCAAUGACAUACGAGGGUUGGUUCGAGGUGCUGUCCGAAGAUGGUAGAGUCAUUCGUGCGAUUGAGAGCAUCAAGGACUUGGCGAGGAUCUUCCCGCAUACGUGUCUGGUGAGAGAGAACAUUAAAGCUUACUUGUCCAAGGAGAACGGCGAGAUAUGUAUGGACCAGUGCCGUGUCGUCCAAGCUGGCGAGAGACUGACUCUCUUUGGGAUUAUCAGUGCUACGGUCACCACGCAACAAGGCAGACAAGAGGUGCGGUUCUUACGAUGUCUGGACCUCAAAGGCAUGAGCGCGUACUUCACAUUCGACCAGAAGGGUCUGUUCAGCCCAGUUGCCGGGAUGGGUAAUAUAUCUGGUGUGCACACCAUCAAAGGAAUCCUUAAUAAGUUCCAUCUUCCACUGACUAUAAGAUUAGUGUUCGGGACAUACCCAAAACAGUUGCCUAAGGGUCGAUUCUGCGGGGUUAUUCGCCUGCUGUAUGUGUACCAGGAUGAGACUGCGUUUGUUUGUCCGGCGCGUGGUGAGUACAGGAUGUUACCUAUAUCCACUGAGGUCCCGCUGAAAGUCAUGCCAGCUUUGAACUUUGAUGAACUAAAAGGCAAUAAAGCUAUCAGAAGUGUUUGGGAACGCUGUUCCAAAAUGGCGAGUAGUUAUUUGAACUCGAUCCACGUCCUGUACGACGUGAAUGUGCCCGAACCUACCAAUAAGAAUAUGUCCAACCCGUUUGUGGCGUUGAACGAAGGGACUGAGAAACUGUGGGAGCAGACGAAUGCCAAGGAGCUACCGAAAGAGGAAGAAGAGCAGCUCAUGGAUGAGGUCGAGGAUAUCUACUUGUACGUGGUGCGUCACGGGGUGGCGCCUCCCAUGCAGACGCGCAACUCCUCCACAGAUCCCGGGGAUAAGGACUACUGGGAGGAACCAGUUUACAACACACUGCAUCGGAAAAAACAGAAAGACAGGGACUCGCUAGUUGAUAUAGUUAAACGUAUUGAAAGCAAUCCAAAUCCUGGGAGAAAUAAGGUAUUUCGAUUUCAUCAUCAACCGGGGCAGGAUCAGCGGGCGGCUGGGCGAAGACUGUCGUUCGUUCGGACUUGCCAAGCUGAUGUGGAUAAGGUCGUAGCUAUCGAAGGACGUGAUGAUGAAGAUUGCGGUAAUGACGCGCCACCCGUUCCGCCGAAGCUGUUUGAAAAGUCGCAGAGUCUGGAGAACUUGGCUGCUGAGUCUGUUGAUGAGGAGGCCAGAAAGAAAAUCGCGAUGAUGAGAGCUCGGAGGAAGUCACAACCAGCGCCACUGAUAAGCAAGAUAUUCAAUAAGAAGGACAAGAAAGCAAUCUAUGUGAUGGGUAAGGACAAUGACGGUAGUGGCAGUGGUGGUAGUGGGAAGGGAUCCAACUCAACAGACGAUGAGGCCAAAAUACGGAGGGAAAAGCUGGAGCGAAAAUUGCAACAAAUGUACCUAUGAUAUUGAUGUGUUAUCGUUCGCGAUUAUUUGAUUAUUCUGAAUUUCAAGGGUGGUUUCUUUGCGUCGCACCUUACCCGUUACGAUGGUGGUCAAGACAAUAUUUCAUGGGAUUAACACCCGAGCUGACGUGCUAGUAGCAUCUGCUUGAACCAAAUUUACCCGAUCGGUCAGGCUCACCAGAUAUAUACCUCUCAUCUGGGAAGUUUGAAGUGUCCAGGAGAAUCAGAGGAAAUAAACGAGAUAAGGUGCGGCCUUAGGUAGCCUAGGUUUCAAGCUCGGAUAAAAACUACCGGAACGAGAGUUCGAACUCGGAUAAAAACCAGACAGCUUUGAAGACUGAAAAUAUACUGAGAUAUCAGGGUUUUUGGUUUGAUGCACGUAUUGACUAUAACUUGUUAUAACUUUAUGACUAAACACGUUUACUGGGAUGUCUCGUGACCUUCCACUGUUAUAGAAGGUUAUGUGCCCAGUCAUUGCGCGAUGGUACAAGAUGUCCAAACUAUAAAUCGUUUUGAUAUGCCUAAAGUAUACACAAGUAUAUUCGGACAUUAUAAUAUCAGGCCUUCUCUCAUAUUUACACAUCAUGAGGUAUGUUAGCCUACAUCAUGGUUUGGGAAUGCUUUAUUCUUUCAUCAUGUCUCGGUUGAAUGAUUUGAAAAUACCGACUAUGGGCAUACAUAAAACUUGAUAUCUGUGAUUCACUGCUCACACACCCAAGGAAUAAGAGCAUAAAGAACGGCAAAUAUCAAGGUCGAUAGAAUGAGUUUUUCAUUGAAUGUAGAUCAAGGAGUCCCCAGUCCCCUCUGGUGCAGCAACGCAUACACUGUUUAAUGAACCAUUAUGUUGGGCCACCUCGUGCAGCAGUUGUGAAUUCUGCUCCUUGUCCAAAACAAAACCUGUCAUUCCCGAACAGGGUUGAGGGUGACUCGGCUUAUGCAUCUCAAGAAGUUUAAUCAUACGGUCUUUGUGAGUAUUUUAGUCGUUAGGCUUUAGAUUAGAUCUGCUAUCUGGAUACUGAUCAGAAUCACUCGUCACGUUGUCACAACUAUGUCGCAGGUCGUCGUAAUUAAAAUUGGUCGUUUGCGGACGACAUUUGCCUCUCCGACUUGCAAAUGCUUUUGGAACACUCCUCUACCAACAGCAGAUACAGCAGAUACAAUGUACAAGAAACUUAACAUACCAAAAAAGCACAUUUGUGUUAUAUGUUUAUAUAUGUAAACCACAUUUACAAACCUCAAUAGCCUUAAUAAACAACUUACAUUGACAGCAAUGGCUAUUUACAAAAACUUCAGCAUUGUCUCUUUUGAGGCGUUCUUCACCAUGGAGAAUGAGUUUUCCAAAUUGCCGUGCAUCUUAUCAGGUCUUCCAACUCACCGAUCAGACUCCCCUUGAUAGUGCUUGUUGAGGCCUUGGAGGAUGACUGCCUCAUAACAAAAACAUCCAAAAUGUGCACUCCUUUAAUAGUAAAUUUUCUAAAAUAAACUGUGUCCAUCUGGUGACAUGGACAAUAUGUCAUCAAAUGCACUAAAUUUCGAGGUAUAAAAUUAACCAGCGGGUCUGCUCUGUAGUGCACGCACAAAAUCCAUCCAUGCGUAUAUUUUACAAUUUGUUCGCUUUCCACAGGUCAAACCAGCAGUGCAUUUUUCUUUUUAUGGUAAUAAGGCCUAAAGAAGCUUACCGCCAGUUCAACACAAAAAUAUUUCAUUGAAUGACCCAACAACACAGUUUUUCCAACUUGAUUAAAUAAAUUGUCCUUUCCCAGGACAGGCAAGCUCGGGCAACAGGAAGGCCUGAUCAGAUGCUCGGCAAUUUGGGGAAUUGAUUCUCCAGGGGUGCCGACAGCAGAUAUAAGUAAAAGAAACAGAACACGUCAAUACAGAGAAUAUACAAAAAAGCACACAUGUUUAAUAAUUAUAAUCUUAUGUGUAAUCCACAUUUACAAAUCUCAAAAGCCUUAAUAAACAGCUUCACAUUUAUAUCUUGCAUUGACAACUAAUGACACGAAUUCUUGAACAGCCGAAGAAGUUGUCUACACAACAUGCCAAAUAAUACUGGUCAGAGAUAUCUUCAGAGCAAUAGAACUUUAAUAGGGGUGAGCAUGGCAGAACUGGUCUUUCACCACAUAGACGUUUUGGUAAUAAACCUUGUCUACCCAAUGCAGAGCUUUUGUUGGGCCUCCAAAUUAUGCAAUCUUUUGUUGGAAUGGUUGCUCAUUUUCUCAGACUAGCAAAAUGCAACUUACAACUAUAAAGCAGCGUGUGUUUGAGGUAAGAGAGUGGUUGAGGACUGGAAGUCUCUAGCAAAUAGCAGAUGCAUUUGGUGCGAUCAAUCGUGAGAUUAAAUUGCCACCAACGUCCCCUGACCUCAGCCCCUGUGAUUUUUUUUGUGUGGACAUCUUGUGAACCAAGUUAACAAGUCGCCUCCACUAGAUAUCAAUGACCUACGUGCCAGAAUCGUCGCUGCAGUUGAGACCUUAAGAGGACACAGAGACGUAAUCAGGAAUGCAUUGAGAGCAAUGAGAACCAGAGCUGAAGUUUGUGUUGAAAGGAAUGAGGGGCAUGUCGAAGGACACUGGAGUUAGGUUGAGACAGGAAUAAGCACCCAGAUGUUAAAUCAUUGAAUAAAUUCUUUGCUAAGGA
Molecule: messenger RNA, 4410 nt
Organism: Lineus longissimus
Lineage: Eukaryota; Metazoa; Nemertea; Pilidiophora; Heteronemertea; Lineidae
Exons: 1
Coding region: 23-1771 (582 amino acids)
Source: RefSeq, a predicted model, not a curated record